AUGACGGUCUUGGAUUCCAGCGAUGACUGCCAUUUGUUCACAGAUGUGUUUGGCCGCUUGCUGCAGUUGUUACUGGCUUGCAUUGCCAUCUUCAUGCUCUACAUCAAGCGCAAACUCGAGUUUCCCAUUCGUCCCAUUAAAGUCUGGGCGAUGGACGUGAGUAAGCAGUCUCUGGGUGCGUUGUACAUUCACUGCGUCAGUGUCAUCUUGUCCAUCGUAAUGGUUGCUGCGUCGACUGAAAACUACGAUGAGUGUGGAAUAUAUUUUGUCAACUAUGUGCUCGAUACGACAUGGGGUGGCUUCAUUAUGAUAGUUUUCCUGCGUAUGAUCGAUAAUGUGGCUGCGCGAUUCGGACUCCUGGACAUCGCACGCUGUGGUGAUUAUGGUGAUCCACCACAGAUGCGAAUUUGGUGGACGCAGUUCUUCGCUUAUCUUACAGCGCUCACACUCAUGAAGAUGGUCGACGUGUUAAUUCUCUGGGCCUUCUUCCCGGACAUUGCGUACUUUUCCACGAGGUUGUUUUCGGCUUUCAAGCACCAUCGACACUUGGAAUUGUCUCUCGUGAUGCUGGUGAUCCCAGGAUGCUGCACGUCCGUUCAAUUCUGGAUCGUGGAUUCGUAUCUGAAAAGUGAUGAUAACCAGCUCAAAUUUAUCGCCGACAACAGUGAGAAGCGAUGGAUUAGUCAAGACGUUGUUGGUUUACCACCACCACCUCUAUCUCAAGGUGAUGAGUCUGUCAAAAGUGUGAGUCCGCUUUAA
Molecule: messenger RNA, 759 nt
Organism: Phytophthora nicotianae INRA-310
Lineage: Eukaryota; Oomycota; Peronosporomycetes; Peronosporales; Peronosporaceae
Exons: 2
Coding region: 1-759 (252 amino acids)
Cellular component (GO): membrane
Source: RefSeq, a predicted model, not a curated record